CUGUGAUGGCAUUGGCCUCAACUUUUCUCAGCUCUUUCGUGACUCCAGUUCCUACUACAAAGAGGAAGAGUUUGUCGGGAUUCAACAAAUCGGCCGAUUUGAAGUCAAAUCAUGGAAAAGGAUUUAGACUAAAUUGUUCUAUCAAAAAGGAGAAGGUGACUAAAGUCAUUGUGGAGGAUGAAAAAGAGACCCUGGAGGCUAGUAUUUCUACAGCAUUAGUGAAUUUCGAAAAUGGGUUUGAUCCUUAUAAUGCAACAAGUACUCCAAUUUACCAAACUGCUACUUUUAAAAUGAUUUCUGCAACAGAAUUUGGUCCUUAUAGUUAUACUAGAGGUCGAAAUCCUACCCGUGAUGCUUUGGAAAGGUUAAUAGCACAACUUGAAAGAGCAAGUAGAGGCCUUUGCUUCAGCACUGGAAUGGCUGCUUUGAGUGCUGUUUCUCAACUUGUUCAAAAUGGAGAUGAAAUUAUUACUGUAGACGAUCUCUAUGGUGGUUCAGAAAGAUUAAUUACUCAAAUAAUUGCAAUGAAGGGAGUUUCAGUGAAACGAAUAGAUACAACUGAUCUUAACAAAGUGGCAGAUGCUGUUGGACCUAAGACUAAGUUGGUGUGGCUGGAGAGUCCUACCAAUCCUCAACUACAAAUAUCUGAUAUUCGAAAAAUAUCGGAGAUUGCUCAUGCAAACGGUGCUCUUGUAUUGGUGGAUAACAGUAUAAUGUCUCCUGUGCUAAGUCAACCACUCGAACUUGGAGCAGAUAUUGUUAUGCAUUCAGCUACCAAAUUUAUUGCUGGGCAUAGCAAUGUCAUGGCUGGUAUCCUUGCUGUGAAAGAUGAAAGCUUGGACCAGCAACUGCAAUUUUAUAAAAAUGCAGUGGGUUGCGGCUUAUCUCCUCAAGACUCUUGGGUCUGUUUAGAAGGAAUCAAAACAAUGGCCCUUCGAGUUGAGAGAAAACAGGAUAAUGCGCAAAAGAUUGCUGAGUUUCUUGCCUCCCAUCCUCGAGUAACGAAAAUAAACUAUGCUGGUCUUCCUGGACAUCCUGGACAUGACCUACACUACUCUCAAGCAAUAGGAGCUGGAUCUGUGCUUAGCUUCACAACAGGAUCACUCCCACUGUCAAAGCAUAUAGUUGAAACUACCAAAUUCUUCAGCAUGACAGUUAGUUUCGGGGGUGUAAGUUCAGUGAUAUGCUUGCCUUGGUAUACGUCUCAUUCUAGCAUUCCUGAAGAAGAUCGUUUGGCCAGAGGUUUAACUGAAGACCUCGUGCGUAUUUCUGUGGGGAUUGAGGAUGUUGAUGAUCUUAUUGCUGAUCUCCAUAAAGCUCUCUCAUCUGGCCCAAUCUAAUUGAACUUCCUAUGUUAGUUAGUGUGUUUUUGGGCUAGGUUGCUUCAAAUAAUGUGUGUGCGCAAUGGUGUGUUUUGUUGUUGUUGUUUAGUUGUACUGUAUUUUUUUUUUUUGGAGUGAAAUAUUUGAAUUGUAUUAUUAAAU
Messenger RNA from Neltuma alba, 1484 nucleotides. RefSeq names its product cystathionine beta-lyase, chloroplastic. Gene Ontology annotation, cellular component: cytoplasm. Bases 6 to 1340 code for a protein of 444 amino acids. The record is from RefSeq and is a predicted model, not a curated record. Lineage: Eukaryota; Viridiplantae; Streptophyta; Magnoliopsida; Fabales; Fabaceae. The transcript is spliced from 13 exons. Gene Ontology annotation, biological process: 'de novo' L-methionine biosynthetic process; transsulfuration. Gene Ontology annotation, molecular function: pyridoxal phosphate binding; cysteine-S-conjugate beta-lyase activity.